Messenger RNA from Pistacia vera, 957 nucleotides. Its product is annotated as vacuolar iron transporter 1-like. NCBI's taxonomy places the organism in Eukaryota, Viridiplantae, Streptophyta, Magnoliopsida, Sapindales, Anacardiaceae. The transcript has 4 exons. The record is from RefSeq and is a predicted model, not a curated record. Gene Ontology annotation, biological process: intracellular manganese ion homeostasis. Gene Ontology annotation, cellular component: vacuolar membrane. Gene Ontology annotation, molecular function: iron ion transmembrane transporter activity; manganese ion transmembrane transporter activity. Bases 129 to 857 code for a protein of 242 amino acids.
CAUAAAAAACAAACAAAACGUCCGACAAAUCUGCUCCCCUCCAAUUUUAUACACAUCGCGACACCGCUAUUAAUUAUAAAAAGGCUCCAAUAUUCGAUUCUCUUACUGAACUCAGCAACUGAAUUUUAAUGGCGCACAACUUAGAGCCAGAGAAGCAGACGCUCCUCAACCUGCACAAGGAGAAACACUUCACCGCCGGUGAGAUCGUCCGUGACAUCAUCAUCGGUGUAUCCGACGGUCUCACCGUCCCCUUUGCUCUUGCCGCCGGAUUGUCCGGCGCCAAUGCCACCUCCUCGAUUGUUCUCACCGCCGGCAUCGCUGAGGUUGCCGCCGGCGCUAUCUCCAUGGGACUCGGCGGGUAUCUCGCUGCGAAGAGCGAAGCCGAUCAUUACACCAGAGAGUUGAAGAGUGAGCAAGAAGAGAUCGUUACUGUUCCUGAUACAGAAGCGGCAGAGGUGGCAGAGAUACUGGCACAGUAUGGGAUAGAGGAACAUGAAUAUGCACCAGUUGUUGAUGCUCUAAGGAAGAAGCCUCAAGCCUGGCUUGAUUUCAUGAUGAAGUUUGAACUGGGGUUGGAGAAGCCAGAUCCAAGGAGAGCUCUGCAGAGUGCACUAACCAUCGCAAUUGCUUACAUCUUGGGCGGAUUGGUGCCUCUCAUUCCUUACAUGUUCAUUCCAAGAGCUUCCGAUGCUGUGCUUGCAUCAGUUGUCGUAACCUUAGUAGCACUUCUGAUUUUUGGUUAUGCCAAGGGUUACUUCACAGGAAAUAAACCCCUAAUGAGUGCCCUCCAAACUGCCUUCAUCGGAGCCGUUGCAUCAGCAGCAGCGUUCGGCAUGGCCAAGGUUGUUCAUCCGUAAAUCAUCCAAUGUAUCUAUGUAAGAAACUAGGUUUUGUAUCAAUGUUCUUGCUUUUAUGUGAUUUACUUGUGAAUGUUUGGGGAUUUGUAUGUGUUGUUUU